CGACAGCAAGCAAAAUGGCCGCAACUCAUUGUGAUACGGCAGACGUGUUGGAAAUUUUGCGUGAUGUCGUGUUUCUUUCGUAAAUAAACAUAACUGUUCAAGUGUCGCGUCCCCCUUUAGUGCUCAGUGUUAGUGCAUGCCGUGUUUAUCCAAGUGAUCACUUUGUGAUUAAACAUAUAAUCUAAAAAGUGUUUUGUCUGUGUUUUGUGCCUUGUUUUCGUCAAUAAACUUACCCUGACAUCUGUUUUGGAUUUAUGUUCACUUGAUUUCGGUGAUGCUGGGCGGGGCGGGGUCGCCGGGCGGCGACGACUUGCUGACCGUCACCGUCGUCCGCGAUGAGCAUGGAUAUGGGAUGAAAGUCUCUGGAGACAAUCCCGUGUACGUACAAUCAGUGAAGGAGCACGGGGCCGCGUGGCGGGCUGGUCUCCGCGCCGGAGACAGGAUCCUGCGCGUCGACUCCGUGCCGGUACAUCACCACACGCACCAGCAGGUCGUGCAUAUGAUACGAGCAAACCCAACGACGGUGUUGACAGUCCAACAGAACACUUCAAGACAUAAAACGCCCAUCACCGCUCCAGUGCCUGUCAAUUCGGAGAAGCAGCGUCAGUUGGAAGUAUCCAAAGUGCACACAGUUCGGUUGAUGCUGGAGAAAGAACAGAAGUUUAUCAGAGACCUUAGAAAUGAACUCCUAAAAGUCCCAGACGUGCGAAAACAGUCACAACUCGAAUCAGCAGAGCAAAGGUGUUCCAAACUUCAACAUGAGAUCGAUUCCAUCAUGGCGGGCCAGCCCGACUCGCCGUCCACACCCCGAGCCCGGACACACGACAAGCCCGCCGCCGGCUUCCUGUCCGGCCUGCCGCGGUCCCUGUCCAACCUCACCGGACAGAGCCUGCGCAACCUGCGCCAGGCUCGCGCCAAGGAAACUCCACUCAUACGGCAGAACUCCGACGAGACUAAACGCCAUAAUAAUACCGUACCAUUGGUGCCGACCACGUGUCUGGACAAUGUGGCCCCUCCGCCGCUGCCGCCGCGGACCGCCCACCCGCAUCGCUCACCACCACCGCUGGCUCAGCCCAAGCCUGCCACAGCAUAUAGACAGCACAUGCAUCACUCGCUGUCAUACGACAAGCAGCUGCGACGGUCUUCUCACUCGUUGGAUGGCGAGCUGGAUGGGCCGCAGCCGAAUUCGAUAGCGAUGCAAAUGAGUUACCCGCUGGUCAAUGUGCCGCCACCGCCGUUACAGACGGACAACAGGACGGGUGUGCCAGUCUUACAUAUGAGGAGUAGGUCCUCACCUGAACAAUUGGACCAUGAUAUGAGUAGAUCGAGCCUUGGAGCAUCGCCGCUGGGAGGUGCUCGGCAGUGCUCGCCCGCGUCGGAGCGGCACACGCCGCCGCCCGGCACCCCGCCGCCGCCGUACCAUACCAACACGCAGCCCUGCUCUGAUCCACAAAGAGCAAUCAUUUCAAUGGAAGAAGACGAUUCACCCGCGUCGGACACAUCCACGAACUCAGGUUUAUUUUCAAACCUGCGCUCGGUACGGGAGUCCAAGGCGAGGACGGCGGUGUUACUCAACUGGCUGCUAGGGGAGAGACGAUGUGCGUGUGCCUGCCUGCUACUAGUGCUGACGGACGGGUACCGCAGCGCGGGCGGCGUGCAGCCGCACACGCUGCGCCGCUGGGCCUACGAGAUACACUCCACAUUCCUCGUGCCUAAUGCUGUUUUACAGCUGAGCGGUGUAGAUGAGAACAUGGCGAAUGAAAUAGAACAUGUUUUAGUUAAUGAAUUCGACAAAGAAGAACUCCUGCGCAACGUAUUCCGCAAGGCCCGACAGAAGGCCAAGGACGAGUUGAGCCAGCAGCUGACAGAGUUCCAGGUGAAGCGGCAGGUGGGGCUCGGCACUCUGUACGGGCCCGACGACUGCGUUAUCGACAAGUGUGACGUCGAUAAGGCACAGGAGCUGAUAGUAGUAGAGCAGCUAAUGUGCGGACAGCUCCGCGCCGCGUGUGGGUCGGGCGCGGCCGGCAGCGCGCGCGCGGCGCACGAUACUCACGCCACGCUCAUCGCUGCGCUCAUUGCUGCUGCGCUGUGUCUGCACUGCAGGCCUGCCUCAGUGGCGGCGGCGGUGGGCGGCUCGCGCGCCUCUUUCCUGCAGCGAGACAAAUUGUACAAGCAACGAGUCAAACAGAUUACCAAGCAACAUCCGCAGCCUUUCGUGGUCCGCGGUCACCACCUGCAGUUGCAGGCGUUAACGUCGGUGGCUCACUGUCACCACUGCGACAAUAUUAUAUGGGGACUCGCGCCACAAGCCUACGUGUGUACAGACUGCAAGCUCCGAGUACACCGUGGCUGCGCUCGUGACGUGGAGGAAGGGUGCUGCCUCGACGGGGAACACCACAACAACCGCAUCUCGCGCUUCAUCGAGCGCAUCCACGCCAACAACACGCCCAACAACAUUGACUCGAAUGACAAGAAAUCAAGAAAGGCGUCGGGUCCCGCGCAUUUUCUCAACAUGGAGCGAAGUUUUCGAAAAGCAGAAGACGACCCGCCCUGGGACCAGACGCUCACACCUUCUGUUAUAGGAGAAUCUCGACGCGAAGGCUCGACGGACGAACCGACGGCGCCCGACGCUGAUGUGGACACCAGCGAUGCAAACACCAAGGAACCUGACAAGGAUAAUAAUUGGCGCCCCUCGACGACAGGGGGCGGUCGCGGUGUGAACCGUGCGGAGAGCUGUCGCGAGCGCGACGCGCCCCGACGCGGCAAGCAUCGCAACGCCAGCGAUCCCAAUCGACUUACCGCGCAUAAUAACCAUGACCUGGAGCCUGGUGCGGCGACUGCCCCCUCCGGCAGCUCGAGCAGUUCCAGCUUGUCUUCUCGGAGCAACGAGAGCAACACCGUCGCUGCUGAGCAGCAAGCCUCCCAAUCCGACUGGUCGGAGGAGGAAGAGCCGCUGGCGGCGCAGUGGGCCGACAGCCUGCCACCGCACGUGCUCGACUCGCUCGACCUCUCCGCCACGCUGCGCAAGCGCCAGGAGGUUAUACACGAACUGAUCGUAUCAGAAGGAUCUCACGUGCGCUGGCUGAGGGUACUAGGAGUCGUCUUCCUCCGUCCCUUGGAGAGACACUCGUCCCUCCUCGCGGGUGACGAGCUAAAGGCGCUGUUCCCCAACCUCCCCGCGGUCAGGGAGCGACACUCCCGACUCUACUCCGAUCUUCGGACGGCGAGGAAUGACGCGGGCAACCAUGUCGUCCAGAUACGGCCCAUUGCUGAUGCGUUGUUGAAUACCCUCGGUGAAUCCGGCUACUCCUCCUGCGUGUCGCGGUUCUGCCGCGGACAGCGCAUGGCACUAGACGCGCUGCGCGAGCGACGCCGCAAGAGCAAGGAGCUGCAUCAGUUCCUGGCGGCGCGAGAGCAGCAGCCGCUCUGUGGCCGGCUGCAGCUCAAGGACAUGCUGGCUUGCGUGUGGCAGAGGUUAACGAAAUACACGCUGCUCCUCGAAGGUAUACUGAAGACAGUGAGCAGCGACUGCGAUAGCGAGGAGGACGUCGCCGUCCUGCGCAGAGCACACGACGUCGCCAGGGACGUGCUGCAACGCGUCGACACCGCCAUCAGGACUGCCGAGAAUGAACACAGAUUACGCACAAUCCAGAGCAAGCUGGAGGUCCGAGCGCCGGCGUCGGGCGAGUGGGAGGAGCUGCGGCGCCUGGACCUGGCCGCGCACGCGCUGCGCACGGAGGGCGAGCUCACGCUCCGCCACGACUCCUCCAAGCGGAUCAGUGUGCUCGCCCUGAUGCUAGACGACAGCCUGGUGUUACUGCAGAGAGAAGGCGACAAGUUCCUGCUCAAACCAUUCCCACAUCCCAGCCAGUCGCUCAUGCUAUCACCUCUAAUUAAAUGGGACAGGGUGCUGUUUCGUCCGAACGCGGCGGUGCGCAACACGUUCUUCCUGAUGAACAUCAACGGCGUUCAGAUGCAUGAACUGUCGGCUAACAGUGUGCCUGAGUAUACUUCCUGGGUGAAGCACAUCCAGGAGGCGCCGCUGGCGAAGCUGACGGAGCUGAAGUCCACCAUCACGCCCGCGCAUGCGCACUCACGCUCCAACGACGACUCUGGCGUAAACGUCUCCCGCAACCCAUCAGACGCUUCAGAAAAAUCAUCAUCAACUGUCCCCGGUGACGACACGACAGACACGGAGAAGGAGCGAGAGAGGACGUCAGCGGAGCGCGCCUCUCUCGACCGCGAGGAUAAGAGGACGGACGAGGAGAAGCGGACGGACAGAGAGGACAGGAGCUCCGCUGAUAAGGAGACGGAGGAUAAGGAUGAUAAGCAUAAACCGCGUCGCCCGACGGUGGGGCGCAUCAGCACGCACGGCGCGGCGCCCUGCGCGCUGGAGCCGCCGCACGCCAUACUCGUGCGCGAGCCCGCCGCCGCCGACACCGCGCUCGUCGCCUACACCGACCAGGAGCGUCUCCGUCGCCUAGACGACGUGAUCUCCCGCGCCCUCCGCGCGAAGUGCGCAGUAGUGGGCGCGGCGCUGGGAGUGCCGCCCGCGGAGCACGCGCAGCUUGCCGAGCUAGCUGUGGCUGACGCGCUCGGCGAUGUCGAUGUGUGCAGCGAGCUCCGACAGUCGCGACCGAACCUGUCUCGCAGCAGCAGCGCGGACGAGGAGUCAGGACCCGACCUGCAUCAGCUGUUACUUGCUGCACAUGCACAAGCGACGGCACUAACGCGUUCACUACAGCGUGCACUACAAGUGUCGGAGGCGGACGCCGUCGCCGCGCGAGCCGGCCGAUGCGACAGCUGUCGCGUCAAGCAGAGAGUCAGGACGCAUGAGUCAUUCGAGCUGGUGGGCUGUGGGGAGCUGGACGUGAGCGGCGCGGAGAGCACUGAGACGCUGGAGCGAGACGUGGCGGCCGCCGAGCGCGAGCUGCGGCCCGCGCAUAGCGGCCACGCCGUCUGCGACGACAGCUUGGAGGAUGCACUAGAGUGCGGCGGGUCAGCAGCCCUGCUAGCGACGCGGCUGGCGCCGCUGGCGGGCGGGCUGGCGGCGGCGUUGCGGCGCGCGCUGGCGGCGGCGCCGCGCGCGCAGGCCGAGCGCGCCGCGCGGGAGCAGCUCGCCGCGCUGCGGGAGCAGAACGACGCGCUCAGGGCACUGGCGCUAGCGGAUCACACGACGGAGGAAAUCGCUCUCCCAAAGACAGGACUGGAUUCGUCUAUACAGGAGCAACCGAGCAAUGGCGGGUGAUCCCGGGGCCGCGACUAUUGAAGAUAAAUAAUUAAUGCCGACGUCACUCCGUGGCACUACUAACUCUGGCUGGCCCACGAACGAAACACGACUAACCAACCUAACAAACUUCACCAAAAACGGCUCAGCCGUUCCCGACGAUGUCGCAAAUAACAACAUAUUUUUGUAACCGUAUCUCCGUUUGUAACCAGCACGAACUUUGUAUAUUUUGUAUGUAAUAAUAAAUAUUAUUAUAUAUUGUUUUUUGUUACGAUUGUAAGUACUGCAUUAAAUUAGUAUUAUAAAGAUGAUUAUUCCAUACGUAAGAACUAUUGUGAUUGACUAGCUGAAGUUAAUAUUAUUGUCUGUCAUGUCGAUGUUACAAAGAUUAAGUUAUACCUUAGCUGUCGAUGUAAAUAAUCUUGUGGUUCUAGUAUAUAAGUGACAACAAUAAUGUAUGAAUUAUUAUAUAUGAUUUUGUGUAUA
Molecule: messenger RNA, 5713 nt
Organism: Helicoverpa zea (corn earworm)
Lineage: Eukaryota; Metazoa; Arthropoda; Insecta; Lepidoptera; Noctuidae
Gene: RhoGEF2
Biological process (GO): G protein-coupled receptor signaling pathway
Cellular component (GO): cytoplasm
Molecular function (GO): guanyl-nucleotide exchange factor activity; G protein-coupled receptor binding
Source: RefSeq, a predicted model, not a curated record